AUGAAUCAGUGCUAAAACUUCAUGAAUCCUCAUCACUCUGCUAUUGGGAUCCAGAUCGCUCUCUGGGUUUCUGCUGCUGCAAGACAAGUCCAGAGAAUCAGGAAAACUUACUUCAGAAAAGUUAUGAGAAUGGAGAUCGGCUGGUUUGACUGCAACUCAGUGGGGGAACUGAACACAAGGAUAUCUGAUGACAUCAACAAGAUCAACAACGCCAUCGCUGACCAGGUGUCCAUCUUCAUCGAGAGGAUCUCCACCUUCGUGUUCGGCUUCAUGGUGGGCUUCAUCGGGGGCUGGAAGUUAACCGUGGUGGUCAUCGCUGUGAGCCCACUGAUCGGCCUGGCUGCCGGGCUCAUGGCCAUGGCGGUGGCCAGACUGACAGGCAGGGAGCUGGCGGCUUACGCUAAAGCCGGAGCCGUGGCCGACGAGGUCCUCUCGGCCAUCAGGACCGUGGCGGCCUUCGGAGGGGAAGACAAGGAAGUGGAAAGGUAUGACAGGAACCUGGAAGAGGCUCAGAGCUGGGGCGUGAAGAAAGGCAGCAUCAUCGGGGUUUUCCAGGGCUACUUGUGGUGCAUCAUCUUCCUCUGCUACGCCUUGGCCUUCUGGUACGGAUCUAAACUGGUCAUCGAGACCAAGGAGCUGUCUCCUGGUACUCUUAUCCAGGUGUUUUUCGGGGUGUUGAUGGCAGCCAUGAACCUGGGUCAGGCAUCGCCCUGCUUGGAGGCCUUUGCUUGUGGUCGCGCUGCAGCCAGCACCAUAUUUGCAACCAUAGACCGGGAACCGGAAAUUGACUGUUUCUCAGAGGAGGGUCAUAAGCUGGACAGAGUCACUGGUGACAUUGAGUUCCAUGAUGUCAGCUUUCACUACCCAUCUCGACCGGACGUCACGAUUCUAGACCAUCUGAGCAUGGUCAUUAAAGCCGGGCAGAACACUGCCUUUGUUGGCCCUAGUGGCUCUGGGAAGAGCACCACUGUCCAGCUCAUCCAACGCUUCUACAACCCCAAGGAAGGAAAGGUGACCCUGGACGGCCAUGACGUUCGGGGUCUGAACAUCCAGUGGCUUCGCUCGCUGAUCGGCGUGGUGGAGCAGGAGCCCACGUUGUUCGCUACUACCAUCGCUGAGAACAUCCGCCUGGGCCGGCCGGAGGUCUCCAUGGAAGACAUCACCGCUGCAGCCAGAGAAGCCAACGCCUACGACUUCAUCAUGGGCCUGCCACAGAAGUUCGACACCCUGGUUGGGGAAGGGGGGGGGCAGAUGAGCGGGGGGCAGAAGCAGAGGAUCGCCAUCGCCCGGGCGCUGGUCCGGAGGCCCCGCAUCCUGCUGCUGGACAUGGCAACCUCCGCCCUGGACAACCACAGCGAGGCGGUGGUCCAGAAGGCCCUCGAUACGGCGCGUCGAGGAAGGACCACCAUCUCGAUCGCCCACCGCCUGUCCACUGUGAGGAGCGCAGACGUCAUCAUUGGGUUCGAGCACGGCCGAGCGGUGGAGCAUGGGACCCACAGCCAGCUCCUAGAGAGACAGGGGGUCUACUUCACCCUGGUCACCCUGCAGGACCAGGGGCCCGACGCAGCCCCACACAAAGCACCUGCUGGUACGCAAGAAUCAAUUGAGACCGGAUUUGAUUCUAGGGAAAGGGGAUUUAGCCGUGGAAGUUAUAAUACCAGUUCAAGGAACUCCGUUCGUCUUCGAUCUCAUACCCAGUUGUCCAACAACUCCAUCCCUGAUGCGAUCAGCGGCAGCCUCCAGCUCCAGUCCACUGGCCGGAUGGAGGAGCCCGGUGAGGAGGCUCCAGAGCAGCUUGUGGAGCCGGCCCCCGUGCUGCGGGUCCUCAGGUACAACCGUCCAGAGUGGCCUUACAUGCUGCUGGGGUCCCUGGGGGCCGCGGUCAACGGCUCCGUCAACCCCAUCUACGCUAUACUCUUCAGUCAGAUCCUGGGGACGUUCGCCAUGCAAGACCUGAUCCAACAGCGGGAGCAGAUCGAUGGAAUAUGCAUCCUGUUCUGCAUUGUGGCGUUAGUCAGCUUCUUCUCCCAGUUUUUACAGGGGUACGCCUUCGCUAAGUCCGGGGAGCUCCUGACCAGGCGCCUGAGGAGGGCCGGGUUCCAGGCCAUGCUGAGGCAGGAGGUGGGCUGGUUCGAUGACCCCGGGAACAGCCCUGGUGCCCUGACCACCCGGCUGGCCACGGACGCCUCCAUGGUGCAGGGGGCAACAGGAUCUCAGAUUGGCAUGAUCGUGAAUUCAUUGACCAACAUCGGAGCGUCCUUCAUCAUCGCCUUCUACUUCAGCUGGAAGUUGACUUUAGUGGUCAUGUGCUUCCUGCCUCUCAUCGGCCUGUCUGGGGUCUUCCAGGCCAAGAUGUUGACCGGCUUCGCAACCGAGGACAAGAAGGCAAUGGAGGCCGCGGGUCAGGUGUCUGGAGAGGCGCUGUCCAACAUCCGGACCAUCGCAGGCUUGUCUCAGGAAAGCGCCUUUGUGGCGUCGUACGAGCAGCAGCUGGAGGCGCCGUACCACUCCGCCCUGAGGAAGGCCAACGUCUACGGCGUCUGCUUCGGCUUCGCCCAGUGUGUCAUCUUCAUGGCGUACGCUGCGUCCUUCAGAUACGGGGGCUAUCUGGUCACCGCUGAAGGCCUGCACUACAUCGUGGUGUUCAGGGUGAUUUCAGCCGUGGUGAUCAGCGGCACUGCUCUGGGAAAGGCUUCCUCCUUCACUCCAGAUUACGCCAAAGCUAAGAUCGCCGCUGGCCAGUUUUUCAAACUACUUGACCGGGUUCCCACCAUAAGCACUAGCCCCUCCCAUGGAGAGAAGUGGGACAACUUUAAAGGGGAGGUGGAGUUCCGAGACUGUAAAUUCACCUAUCCCACUCGGCCAGAUGUCCAGGUCCUGAACGGACUGGUGGUGUCCGUUAAGCCCGGUCAGACUCUGGCCUUUGUGGGCAGCAGUGGCUGUGGGAAAAGCACAAGCGUUCAGCUGCUGGAGAGGUUCUACGACCCAGACGAAGGCCAACAUGAAUACUGAUUUAAUUUCCAGUUGAUAGACGGCCGGCCCUCCUGGAGUGUCAAUGUGGCGUUUCUCAGAGCCCAGAUGGGCGUGGUGUCCCAGGAGCCCGUGUUGUUUGACUGCAGCAUAGCAGAGAACAUCCAGUAUGGAGAUAACCUGCGCAAUGCUAGCAUGGAAGAGAUUGUCAACGCUUCAAAGAAAGCUUUUCUCCAUGACUUUGUGAUGACUCUUCCAGAUAAAUAUGAGACUCAGGUGGGUGCGCAGGGAUCCCAGCUUUCCAGAGGACAGAAGCAACGUAUUGCCAUCGCCAGAGCCAUCCUCAGGAACCCAAAGAUCCUCCUACUGGAUGAGGCCACAUCUGCUCUGGACACAGAGAGCGAGAAGACUGUGCAGGAUGCUUUGGACCAGGCUAGGAGAGGCCGGACAUGCCUGGUCAUCGCCCACAGACUGUCCACCAUCCAGUCUGCUGACAUCAUCGCCGUCAUGGCCCAGGGCGUGAUCAUAGAGAAGGGUACCCAUGAUGAGCUCAUGGCCAGGAAGGGGGCUUAUUACAGUCUGGUCACCACCGGAGCUCCAAUCAGCUAGUCGCUGUGGCUAACCCAGACCCACAGUCACGGUAGAGUGGUUAUAGCCUCGUAACAUUCUAACUUGAAAUGUCAAUGUUUACUAUAUGUGUCACAGAUCUCACUUUUAAUUUGUAUUUACUGCUAAUGAAGACAUUUAUAUAUAAAGUAUAGAAACAAAAUUAUCAAAGAAGACUCUGUUUCAAUACAUCAUUCUAUUGUGUUUGAGUGCGUUAAUGAACUGAUGUCCGCUGAGCCUGAUUGGGUCUGGAGACAAACUGAGUGUAAACAUGAUUGAUACAAGGCCUGCAGGUCCACUGGUAGCCUAGCAACCCACACAAACCAGCAUUUGUGCAUUUGAUUACAUUGCACACACACACACACACACACACACACACACACACACACACA
Gadus chalcogrammus (walleye pollock) is the source of this 3968-nucleotide messenger RNA. RefSeq names its product bile salt export pump-like. Gene Ontology annotation, cellular component: membrane. Gene Ontology annotation, molecular function: ABC-type transporter activity; ATP binding; ATP hydrolysis activity. Gene Ontology annotation, biological process: transmembrane transport. The record is from RefSeq and is a predicted model, not a curated record. Lineage: Eukaryota; Metazoa; Chordata; Actinopteri; Gadiformes; Gadidae. The transcript is spliced from 22 exons.